GGGGCCUCCAAGGGAUCCAGAGCUCUUCUGCAAACACUUCUAUCAACUGCCUGGUGCUGAGCCUCUAAGAGGCCAUGAUUGAAGGGGUAUGAACGAAAGUCCUGAUGUCCACCCUGCUUCAUGUGGAAGCACUCAAUGAGUGGACCAGAGCAUGUUUGAGAAUGCCAGCGCCAGCACGGCACCCACGCCACGGGCGCAGCACGUCCCUGCCGCGGCGGGCGCCCUGGCCCAGCCCUGCCGGCCCACUGGCGGCCAGCAGCUCCGCAACCUGGGCAAGGCCGUGGGCGCCAAGGUGAAUGACCUCCUGCGCCGCAAGGAGCUGGCCGGCCUGCCUGGCGUGGGAGCCAUGGAGGUGAACGCCAAUGCAGGCGCUGUGCUGGGCACGGGACAGCUGGCUGCUGAGGACGGGGCUGUGGGGCUGGAUGCCUUUCCCCGUCUGGAACCCCCGCCCCCCAUCACCAAGAAGCGAACACCACGCGCCCUGAAGACCCCCCAGGACAUGCUCAUCGCUCCUCAGCCGGAGGGGACCAGCAUGAGGAGUGGCACGCAGGAGCCUCCCGAAGCACCCACCGCCCACCCUGACCCUACAGAGGAGCAGUGGGGCAUGGGGGACUCUUCUCCUCCACAGUGCCCUGGGGUCCCCAGCAUGACGGGUGCCCUAGGGCCCAGUGGGGACCAGCCUGCCAGUGCCUUACCCGUGCCUGACCUCAUCCAUAAGGGCAGCCGGGACAGCCAGUGGCAAGUGGGUGAGAGGGCCACUGAAAUGUCACCCAGCACAGAGAAGCCCUCACGGAGACUGGGGCUGGAGCACGAGCCACCAGGGAGCACAGGGCGGCCAGAGCCACAUACCCCUGGCUGGGAGGUGGAGGGGACCCAUCCCGACCUACUGUCCUUUGAGUAGCAGUGGGUAGCUGUGACAGGGGCACUAUGGAGGCUGGCUGUCCCAGAUUUGUCUCUAGCUGCCACUUGCCAUUUUUGGGGGUGAUUAAUUUGGAAAGAGAGAAGCCUUGGGGAGGAAGAAGCCCCCCCAGUGGGGGCUCUGAGGAGCCGUGACAACCUGCUUCUCCCCAAAUGCCCUGGAGGAGCACAGCCUCUCCUACCAUGGCUUCUGCAGCCCCGUUCUGGGCCUAUUCACCCUGGUCAGUGCCAAGCUCCUGUCCUGCCACAGUGCCACUGCCACCUUGUCUGCAGUCAGGAGCCUUGCUGAACUGGGGACCAAAAGGUUACUGGGGGUAGAAGUGCCAGCCUGCCCCAAACCCCAUUGGAUCUGCUGGAGUGAGCAUCCUGUGAGCAUCCCACAAGCACCACACACUUCCCCCACAGCCUGCCUUGGUCCAGAGGAUUUCCCAGCUUAUGCCAUGUGCUUGCUGAGAUACCCCAUCCUGGGGUACCAGCAGGCUCACCCAGCCCUAGUGCCUGGUGCCAGUGAGCCAGGACAGCAGCUAUGUCCAGGGCCUUCUCCAGGUACUGACCUCAUGGUGUUGCUCUGCUGAGUGCCAUCUCCUUGCAGUGGAGCCCCAGAUGCAGGAGAUCUCUGUCAGGGUGCAGGGCUGGGCACCUGGGACUGCACAGCUGCUGGCCGGUGGGCUUUGGCAGGAAGCUGAGCUCUCUGUGAGACUCCCUUCCAGCUCCUGCUUGUUUCCUGGUCUUGUCCCAGCACCAUGGGCGGAACUGUCCCGGCAGGCAGCCCUCUCCAUGUGGGCUAGUGUCACAGCUCCCCUUUAUUUCCUGGGACAGUGGUCUCUGUGAGACUGGGACACAUGAAGCCAUGUGGUCCUCUAAAACUGCCAUAUGAGUGUUUCGCCAUGGAUUACAGGAGGGGUUAGCCAGCCUAGGAACACCUGCCAAUUCAAGGAAGCAGCUGUGAGAUGGAAUUUUUUGCUUAGAGCUUUUAUGUCCAUCCUCACCACAAAAGUGGUUUUCAGAGGAAAAGCUCCAAAGCCCCCGGUUGGGUUGGAGGAACCCAGGAGCUCCUGGAUGGGCCUUCUCACAGCUCCUUCUGGGCUGAAGAGCUUCAGGGUGAUGUCUUCCACCACCCAAAGCCACGCUGUUCCAACUGAAGAAAAGAAGCUGUGAGCAUGGAUCCCACUGCCCUGGGAGCAGCCACUUGUGUCCUUGCUGUUCGUGUGGUGAUGCCAUGGCGGCGCUGGGGCCCUGCAGCCCUCGGUUCUGGGAAAGCCCUGCUCAAGAGUGAAGGGAUGCAGAGUUGCACAGAGCCCAUUUUCAGUGCUGAGGUGUCACAUGCCCUGUGACAGUGUGACCACGCUGUGUAUGGCCACUUCCACCCUCAGCUACAGAGGUGUGUAUGUGCUGCCCAGGUCUGCACUGCAAUGCAGGUGUUGAUGAAAACCAGGACUUGUAGCCCCUCUCUGAAGAACCAGCAUCUUCCAUCGCUGUGAUCCCAAGGGGACCUUCCCCUUAAGGGGAGGGUCGUCACUCACAGCUAGUCCAGUCUAUUUAUAUUGUCAGGGUGCUUGUGUAUGAUUUCGGACAAAAGAUGCAGAUUGCACAAUAAAUUUUUUUCUCUUUUUUACCCA
Molecule: messenger RNA, 2537 nt
Organism: Prinia subflava (tawny-flanked prinia)
Lineage: Eukaryota; Metazoa; Chordata; Aves; Passeriformes; Cisticolidae
Gene: C10H1orf226
Product: chromosome 10 C1orf226 homolog
Exons: 3
Coding region: 152-901 (249 amino acids)
Source: RefSeq, a predicted model, not a curated record